CGCUCAUCACUAACUAAACAAAGCACAACAGGGAAGCUAGUACCGGACCGUUGCGGCCGUUGUUGCGUCCGAUUUAGUCUUAGAAUCUGGUAUCAUCCGGGUUUUUGCUUUACUUUUUCCUCGUUAUUUUGUCGAGAUUAUCUGGGUAUGUGAUUUUUUUGGUUUAUGCUUUUUACAUUUUACCGUUGGAGGACGGCGAUAAACUUAAUAAGUGCGUGGCGUCCCCCGGCCCUGAAUCGCCGCUGUUCUUUUUUGUAGCUAGCAUUAGCAAGCACCCCGGGGCCCAGGCCGGCGACUUCCUGUAGAUACAACGCGUUUAAAGCUUUUCUUUUCGCCAGCUUUGCAUAUAUCUUCGUGAUAAAAUGGCUUGUGGGGCUACUCUGAAACGUACUAUGGAUUUCGACCCGCUAAUGAGCCAGGCGUCCCCCAAGAGAAGGAGAUGUGCGCCGGUCAUGUCGCCGGUGUCUUCACCGCAGAAGUAUCUGCGCAUGGAACCGUCGCCUUUCGGAGAGGUGUCGUCCAGACUCACCACAGAGCAAAUUCUACACAACAUUAAACAGGAGUACAAACGCCUGCAGAAACGUCGACACCUGGACAGCGCCUUCCAGCAGUCCGAGGGCUGCUGUCCUCUGGAUCUGCACAACAUUCAGGCUGGGUCUCCUCUACCAGGGACAUCCUCAGGUGCCUUAUCUCCCACCAGGAAGGAGCAGCCCCUAUUUUCCCUCAGACAGGUUGGGAUGAUCUGCGAAAGACUACUGAAGGAUCGAGAGGACAGAAUCCGGGAGGAAUACGAUCAGAUUCUGACUACAAAACUUGCAGAGCAAUAUGAUGCGUUUGUCAAGUUCACACACGACCAACUGAUGCGAAGGUUUGGAGAGCAGCCUGCGAGUUAUGUCUCCUGAGUCCUGUGUUCUGAUUUUGGGACAUUCCUUUGCUGCCAUCUGUCUGAUUGGACUUUUCUCCUCGCUGUGCCAUAUUGCCUCUCUGGACUCACUGCCUCAGAUAUCAGUUAUUGGCAUCAAAUUUGCUGUUGCUCAGAGGAUUUCGGAGAGUCUCCCGCUGCCAACAUGUUUUGGAGACUCGACCAGUGGCCUCUUAACUGCCAUGUUGCAUUUGGCUUUCCUCUGAUGCCUGCAUUAAAGGCUCUCAUCAAACACUUGGCCUUUUUGGUUUUACUUUUGUGUUAUUUCACACAGUUGUGCAACUUGUCUGUCUACUUUAUUUUCUUUUAAGGGAAUUGGAGAGAUCGAUUAGUGGAAGACGGGCAACUCUGACUGGACUUGAGAAUCAACAGUUGUCUUGGCUUUCCUCAACGUUGUAUAAACUGUUUUGAAUAUUAAACCUUUUAGAUUUGUACAUUUGUAUACACUGUAUUUCAUUUGUUUGGAAUUUUUUGCUUAACUUUUGUUCAUUGUAUCCCACUGUUAUGACUUUGGUUUGCUAUAGGUUUAAAGGGGCUUUGAUUCAAAUGAUGUAAAUGAAUAAAAUUUUGGCACCAACACGUC
Molecule: messenger RNA, 1505 nt
Organism: Fundulus heteroclitus (mummichog)
Lineage: Eukaryota; Metazoa; Chordata; Actinopteri; Cyprinodontiformes; Fundulidae
Gene: akirin2
Product: akirin 2
Exons: 5
Coding region: 363-902 (179 amino acids)
Biological process (GO): positive regulation of transcription by RNA polymerase II; positive regulation of innate immune response
Cellular component (GO): chromatin; nucleus
Molecular function (GO): transcription coregulator activity
Source: RefSeq, a predicted model, not a curated record